AUGAAAUCACUAAAUAUUGGCAAUGGAGAUAAUGAUUAAAAUAAGGAAGUCAUCAAAUCAAAUAACAUAUUUAACCUCCUUAAACCCAAAGAAUCUGAUAAGAAUUAAAUCCAAUAGAAAGCUGUUACACCCAAUUAUAUUUCAAGGCUUCUCAAAGAGCCUACUACUAUUUCAAAUUUACUAUAAAAAACUUUGGAAAAGCCAGAAGGAAAGUCUUAAAAUUCUAAAAUAAAAGAUGGAAAGAUCAUUCAUGUAAUUGCUCAUUCUCAUUAAGAUGCUGGCUGGCUAAAGACUCCUGAUGAAAAUUAUGAUGAUUAUGCUAAAAACAUCUUUACGACAGUAAUUUAAGAGCUAAUAAAGGAUAGUAGUAGAAAAUUUAACCAAGCAGAAAUUAUAUUCUUCAAAAGAUAUUAUGAGGAAGUAGGUGAGCUCUAAAAACUUGAAAUAAAACAACUCAUAUCUGAGGGAAGACUUUCUUUUGUACACGGUGGCUACGUAUCUAGUGACGAGGCAUGCACAUUGUACUAUGACAUGAUUGAGAAUAUAGUACUAGGUCAAAAUUAUCUUAGGGAUACUUUUGAUGUUGAGGUAGACAUCGCUUUUCAUGGUGAUUAAUUUGGAAGAACAGCUAUGACAAAUAAACUAUUAUAGCAAAUGGGUUUCAAAGCCUAUUUUGCAGGUAGAUUUAGUGAUGAUAAAAGAAACUAGCUAAGGUAAAAUAACAACUCUCUCUUUAUUUGGAAACCUACAAUGGAGGGAAUCGAAGGACCAUACCCAAGUUCUAGCUAUAUUGAGACCCUCGUUCGUGAUAAUCUACAAGAAGAUGGGACUAUAAAAUGCAUUGAGGAAUACAUUUAAGGCUUUAAUUAGCAAAAUAUCUAUAUGCCCUUUGGAGAUGAUUUUGCCUUUGUAAAUGCCAGAGAUGUUUUUCAAUUCAUUGAGAACUUCAACUCUACUGUUAAUAAGUAUACCGAUAAGUAUUAGUUUAAAUACAGCACUUUCAAAGAUUAUCAUGAAUAAGUUACAAUGGAGCUGAAGGACCAAGGUACAAAGUUAUCUGUAUACAAGGGAGAUUUUGUCCCAAUGACGGAGUAGCAUCUUGGAAGUUACUGGAAUGGUUACUACACUAGUAGACCUACCUAUAAGGAACUCAUGAAAACUUACACUCUUUUAUCAUACUUUAUUACAACAUUCCUAUCCUACGAUGUAAUGACUAAUAGUGAAUAUCAGCAACAUAUCUUGAAUGAAGCUAUCUAGGUUGAAUGGAGUGUCUUAACUCAUCAUGAUUUUAUUACAGCAGUUUCAAUGAGACGUAUAAUGGAUGGUUAAAUAAAUGAUCUUCAUACAGUGAUGGAAUACAGUGCCCCUCUCAUUUCUGAAAGUAUAAAAUCAAUCAGCAGUUUAAAGUUUGAAUAACUGAACUACAUCUACCACAAAUAUACUACUGAUUCAAUAACUCCUAUACUUGAACUAUAUGAAGGACACACUAAUUACUUUGUAAUUUAUAAUCCAUCUCUGAUAGAGCUAAAUUUUGUUUCAUUCAGAUUUAAAAGAUUCAACAAAAAUGCAAAUGUUGAAGCAUAUAGUCCAGAUUUGAACAAAUUUGUAAAAGUUUAAUAUGACUAACACUAGCUGAGUGAUUUUAAAUCGCAAGAAUUCAUUGAAAUAUAAAUAAGUUAAACUUUGAAGCCUCUAACUUUUGGAUAUUUCAGCUUUACUCUUAUUGAUAAUAAACUCAAAGAUUCUAGCAUUAGUCUUUCAUAAACUAUAACUUUUGAAUAAUUUGAUUAAUUCCCAAAAGAAACUAUUCAAAAUGUUGGUUAGUUAUCAUAAAUAGAGAAUAUUGACUAUCAAGAAAAUGAGAUAAUAUUUGCUGAUAAAGGAGAAGAAGUAGAAACUGAUAAGAUAGUCAAGGCAUAAUAAAAUGUCAUUAUUGCUGGCUAAUGCUCGCUUAAACUUGUUGAGAAAGGCUCUUCAAGUCUCAAAUUUGUAUUAGAAGAUUUAGGUCAAAAUAAAAUAUCAAAUUUCGAAUUAGCAAUCAAAUUCUAUCAUAGCUUUACAAAUAGAAAUUUCGGUUAAGAUGGACUCUAUAUAUUUAAAACCACUGACUCAGAGCCAUAGGUCUAUUAUCUUGAAUUGGUGUCAAUCGACUUUCUAUAAGGAAAUAAGUCAUCCUAUUUCUAAAUUAGGUAUAGAUCCUUUUUGGAUGGUGAUAUGGUUAUACUCCUCAAACUUUUUGAUAGCAAGUCUGAUAAUAGCUGUGGAGAUAUAGAAUUCGAUGUUCAAUCAAUGGGAAUAGAACCAGAAAGAAAUGUAAUUAUUCAAUGGAAAUCUUUUGACAUUAGGAAUAAAAAGAUAUUUUACACUGAUUCAAAUGGUUUAGAGAUAAUGAAGAGGACUCUUAAAAAAGGGGUAGUGGCUGCCGAAUUUCCAUCAUUAGUCCCAGCUAACACUUAUCCUGUAGACACAGUGAUCUUUAUUGAAGACUCUAAGAAAGAUUUAUAGAUGCUAGUAUUUAACGAUAGAUCUUAGGCAGGUACUGCCUUCAGAGAUGGUACUAUAGAGUUGAUCUAUGAUAGAAGAACUAACUCUAAUGAUUGGUUGGGUAAUCCAGAAGAUUAUAAUGAUGUUGAUAAAGAGGGAAAGCCACUCAGAUCAAAUAAUAAGUAUUGGCUAAGGUUCACCAAUAGCAGAUAAGAUGCAUUCAAAGCAAUUCAUGAAAGGACAAUGAAAAAUAUUAAUCCAAUACAGUACUUUUCAGCAACAGAGCUUAUAUCACUUCCAACAGAAAAUUAAAUAUAGGCUAUUGUUCAGCAAAAUUAAGAAUUGAUUAUACAUCUAAAAUAGCUAAACAUCAUUGAUAUCAAGUUAGUGACUGAUGUGAAAUUCUAAGAGAUUAUGGUAUAUUUAACUUAAGGAAAUAUAAGCGCUACCUAACGCCUAGAAAAAAUCAACUUUAGAUAAUUAUACACCAAAUACUGUGAAUAUUUCGCAUUACAAUUACAGAGUAAAUGCAGAAAUUUAAAGACAAUACAGCAGACUAAGUUAAAUGGCUCAUAGCUUGAUAGAGGAUAUUUAAAUGAAUUAGAAUUAUAUUCAAGCGCAAGAAUCCUAGCUUUCAAAGUAACAUUUUGA
Stylonychia lemnae is the source of this 3135-nucleotide messenger RNA. Lineage: Eukaryota; Ciliophora; Spirotrichea; Sporadotrichida; Oxytrichidae. The record is from the annotation of a GenBank genome assembly.